Messenger RNA from Maniola jurtina (meadow brown), 2678 nucleotides. Its product is annotated as angiotensin-converting enzyme-like. Gene Ontology annotation, biological process: proteolysis. Gene Ontology annotation, molecular function: peptidyl-dipeptidase activity; metallopeptidase activity. Gene Ontology annotation, cellular component: plasma membrane. The transcript is spliced from 12 exons. NCBI's taxonomy places the organism in Eukaryota, Metazoa, Arthropoda, Insecta, Lepidoptera, Nymphalidae. The coding region runs from base 117 to 2381 and encodes 754 amino acids. The record is from RefSeq and is a predicted model, not a curated record.
CGCGUUUGGCGCCCUGCAGCGUCAGUCAGUUUUGAUCCUGUCUAUUAGUUUCUUGUGUUUCGAUAAAGUAAUCCUAAACCCGAAGCUUAGAAAAUGUAUUAAAAGGAAAAUUCAAAAUGGCGAUCCUACUACUUUGGCUAUUACUGUUCAAAACUCACUCCUGCGAAAAUAUUUACAAGUUGUUUGAGGAGAUCAAUGAAAACGUGAAGAUUUUCAACUCAAUAGCUGCUGACAUAGCUUGGCAAUCAUCUGUGGAACCUGCCAAGGAUGGGUUGGCAGAAAGAGCAGCAAAAUACCAGCAAAAGAAGAUAUCAUGGCAGCAUAGUACCUGCAAAACUUUGACGUCCAUGCAUGACAGGCUUGUACUAAAUUCUACGCAGGAAAGACAGGCGUAUCUGCUGUGCAGAGGACCGAAAUAUUAUUAUAAAGAAGCCAGGGAAAUGAGCAACGUCUAUGAAGAGUUACAAUUAAUAUAUUCCAACAUUGAAGUGUGCAUACCCGGUUCUGAACACACAGCAAAUUUGACAGCUAUAGAGACGGCCAUCUUGAAAUACAUAUCAACUGUCACAGAGUAUUUGAAUUCGGAACAUCCAGAACAGAAUUCUAUUGGAUUUGCCUCGAAAAUGGCUAUUAAUGGCGGUAGAACGAAAAAUGGAUUUUUAUGCUUGAAGGGAGAAGCAGAUUUUGAGAAAAUUAUGGAAUUUUCCAGGAAGCCUAAGGUUUUGGAAUGGGUAUGGUCUGUUUGGAGGGAAAAGGUUAAAGAGAUGAGAGCACCGUACCGGAGGUUGGUGGAUUUGGAAAAUAAGGCGGCUAGAAGAAAUGGGUACCGAGACAUGGGCGACUCUUGGCGCGAAGAGUUAGAGCUGUCCAAUCUACGGGCAAAAUGUCAGCAACUGUACAGAAGCGUCAGACCACUGUACGCGUUGCUACACGGUAUGGUGAGGUUUUAUCUGAGGAGAGAGUACGGGGAUGCUGUGGACGAGAGAGGACCUAUCCCUGCACAUUUAUUAGGUAAUUUAUGGUCUCAAAAUUGGGAGCCCUUAGCGGAUAUGAUACUACCUAAGGUCAUCAAUCUGGAUGAUAGGAUAAAGGAAACUGGAUGGACGGUACAUGACAUGAUAAAACGUGCAGAAGAUUUCUACAUAUCACUCGGUUUGCCGCCAAUGACGGAAAAGUUUUGGCGGGAAUCCGUACUGUCACGGGAAAACCAUGAUUUGGCGCGCUGUCACGGCACCGCGGCAGACAUGUUUCAAGAUGGCGACUUCCGGCUUCUUUAUUGCUCAGGUGUGACGUUUGAAGACUUCUAUGUCAUUCACCACGAAAUGGGUCAUAUCCAAUACUACAUGGCAUAUGAAAACCAACCAGCGCUGUUCCGGCAAGCAAACACAGCACUGCAUGAAAGCAUUGGUGACACAAUAAUGUAUGGUGUAAUGACACCACAGCAUUUGCAUAGGCUACGUCUUAUUAACGAUUCUGAACUGUAUACUUCUGUUGAUAUAGUAGACAGUAAAGACAAUGCCAAUAGAAAGAAUGAAGAAUCAAAAGUCAAUACUAAAAAUGAUAAAGAAAUAAAAAUUCAUAAGGUUAGAGCCAAUAUUAAUAAGAAUUAUGAAAAACCUAAAGCCAUAAUCAUGAAUGAUGAUAAAGCCAAUGAAGAAUUUAAAGUUAAAUCCAAUCUAAAGGACAAUGAAGAAUACGAAGAAUUAUUUAACAAUCUUAGGUUAAAAGAGAAUAACCAAAAAUCCUCUAAAGUAAAUGAAUAUAAAGUGAAUGAUAGAGAUAAAGAAGAUUAUAAAGAUGAAAUACUAGAUUUGAUUACGACAGAUGACAUAUUAAUGCUUAAGCAAGCUUUGAAUAAAUUACCACAAAUACCGUUUUCGCUACUCAUGGAUGAGUACAGGUGGAGAUACUUUGAAGGUAGUCUAGACAAGGAAUCGUUGAAUCAGGAAUUUUGGGAGAUGGCACGAAAAUUGCAAGGAAUUGCCCCACCUGUUUAUAGAGGGGAGGAAUACUUCGAUGUGGGGGCUAAGUUUCAUGUGCCGGACAAUACGCCUUAUAUACGAUAUUUCCUGAGCAGCUUCCUCCAGCACCAAAUAUUUGAGAGUCUCUGCAAAGCGGCCGUAUUCGGACAUAGAAACGUUAAAGAACCUCUCCCCGAUUCUAUAUCUCUUAACAGAUGUGACAUAUACGGGUCAAAGGCUGCUGGAAAGAUUUUGAAGGACAUUAUGUCAAGAGGUGCAUCCCAAAACUGGAAACAAAUCUUGCAAGAAACAACGGGAGAAACGGAAAUAAGCGCGGUAUCCCUGAAACGAUACUACCGCCCUCUCUACAAACUACUGAUGCGAUUGGUAGAAAAAUACGACAUUCCAAUUGGCUGGUAGUGACAGAUUAAAAAAUACGACGUCAUUUAUGGGCAAAACAAUGUGCCAAACUGUUGUACAUAUUACAAUCUUACAGUAUUAAGACAGAUCUUAUAAUGCUAUUCCUUUCCCCAGGGAUCAUUAUGAAAGGGAUAGCUAUAGAUAUCUAUAUUAUUUGGACCUUAUCAGUUUAGUUUAGGGAGCGUAUACAACAGAUUAAAUCACAUUGAGAACAAAUUAGUCGAAGGAUUGUUAUCUUUAUAAUUAAGAUGGAAUUUUUGUGGCAAAAGAAUAAAACUUAAGAAUUUUGGAAAUUCA